This is a messenger RNA of Cynara cardunculus var. scolymus (artichoke), 810 nucleotides long. Its product is annotated as latex serine proteinase inhibitor-like. Bases 39 to 668 code for a protein of 209 amino acids. Gene Ontology annotation, molecular function: endopeptidase inhibitor activity. The transcript has a single exon. The record is from RefSeq and is a predicted model, not a curated record. Lineage: Eukaryota; Viridiplantae; Streptophyta; Magnoliopsida; Asterales; Asteraceae.
CAAACAUCUAUGUGUUAUCUAUCAASCGAUUCUUAAACAUGAACCCAUCUCUAUUUUAUGUUUCCUUCAUUCUCUUCAUCAUCACCAGCGGCAUUGCAUCCGCCACCCAAGAUGCCGUAAAAGAUGCUACCGGGAAAAAGGUCUUGAACGGUGUUCCCUACCACAUUGGUCCAGUCACGGCGGCUAAAGGUGGCGGAUUCAAGUUAACCAACACAAUGCACAAUAAGACAAUAUGUCCAUUCGACGUGGUKCAGGAUCCAUCUGCAUCUAACCUUGGUGAUACUUUCAUGUUCACUCUGAUCACUGAAGGAGAGCGGCUCAAAUAUCUCCUCACAAACCACAAUCUUGGUAUUGAUUCGGGGUUGCUAAAAGGUCCAUGCGACAAGUCGACAUUUUGGACGAUCCCUGAUGCUGAAGCAAAGGCACCUGAAAACUUGAUWACAACUGGUGGGAGUUUYGAAGAGGAUAUUACAUGUUUUCAGCUUGURGAGUAUCCAAAACCGACAAAUCCAAAGGUGCACAGCUACAUGCUUCAACACUGUCCCUAUCAUUGUGGAGGAGCUGUUUAUGCUUGCUUUAACGUAAGCAUUUACSUAGAUAAGGGGGUCAGACGUUUGGCUUCCACGGGUACUCCUUUCGAGUUUGUGUUCCAUAAGGUGCCCAAUUAAGUGAUAUUAAUCGGAGCUCAAAAUAUGUAAGGAAUGUGUGGAUUUUAUUCCAAUAAAAACAAGUUAUGCUUGUACUCCAGAGAUCAAAUCCACUCUCUCUUUUUUACUAUAUAAAGUUUAAGCUUGCCUAUAAGUCCAUUAA